AUGAAUCGCCAAAGACGACAAAACGGGCGCGGCGGUUCAAGCCACUCCCAUCCACGUGUACCCCCUUCAAGAUCUAUCAACCCUGGCACACCCGUCAACAUUAUCCUCAAGGCCGACCAGCCUACAGGGCGCACAGUAUCAGGCACAGUCAGCGAUGUACUGACACGAGGAGAUCACCCACGAGGUGUCAAAGUGCGCCUCACUGAUGGGCGCGUCGGGCGAGUACAGAGCCUUGGCAGCAGCGAGGAGUCCUCAGGCCCGACGCAGGAGGAAAUCGAUGGAGAAGAGGGCAUACAAUUAAGAACAGAGGGAGGCGAUCCCAGUGGAAGACGUAAUCGCUUUACUGCACGCGACAUGCGUCUCGAUGGACCCGAAGAGCCUCCAUCAGAAGUCAUGGGGCUAGAUAUGUAUAUCCGUCCUCCCAAGGCAAAGAAGCGGGGCGCAAAGACGCAGGCGCAACAGAAUGUGGACAACAGGGAUGGUGGUAUGGUAGACUCGCCCGUCCCUGCUCAAAAGACAGUCGAGACAGUAUCCUGUCCUGUGUGUGGCACAUUUGAGGGUGAUGAAGCCGCUGUAGCCCACCAUGUUGCAGGACAUUUCGAAAAGUGA
Molecule: messenger RNA, 609 nt
Organism: Penicillium malachiteum
Lineage: Eukaryota; Fungi; Ascomycota; Eurotiomycetes; Eurotiales; Aspergillaceae
Product: YwbE family protein
Exons: 1
Coding region: 1-609 (202 amino acids)
Source: RefSeq, a predicted model, not a curated record